AUGGCUUCCGACGAGAUUGUUUGGCAGUACAUAAACCAAAAUUUCUGCGCAUUCAAGAUACGGACGCCGAACAACCAGAAACAGACCAACUUUUGCCGCAACGAGUACAAUGUCACCGGGCUUUGCAACCGACAAUCCUGCCCACUGGCGAACAGCCGAUAUGCCUCUGUUCGACCUCACCCAGAGAAGCCAAACGUUCUUUACCUCUACAUGAAGACCAUCGAGCGCGCACAUAUGCCGAAUCGUCUUUGGGAGAAAAUACGGCUGCCGUCAAAUCCUCAGGAGGCUCUGGCGAUGGUGGACGAAAAAUUGAUGUACUGGCCGGAUUUCCUCAGGCUCAAAGCCAAACAACGAGUCUGGCGCCUCAACCGAGUCGCCACCCGCAUGCGAAAACUAGCCGCCGAGGAGGAGCGACUUGGAGAGAAACUUGUUCCCAAGCUUGCGCCCAAGGUGAAGCACCGUGAGACCGCCCGCGAACGCAAAGCAGAGGCGGCUGCGAGACUGGAGAAGACGAUUGAGAGAGAGCUGCUGGAAAGAUUGCGACAGGGCGCUUACGGUGACCAACCUUUGAAUGUGUCACAGAAGAUCUGGGAGAAGGUCCUCAAGGGCCUCGAGAAGGAGGGCCAGGGCGUCCGCGACGAGGACCUAGAUGAGGGUGUUGAGGAUGAGGAUGAGGAAGAGGCCGAGAGGGAACUCGAAGAGGAGGACGACGACGAGCUCGAGGGCAACGUUCAGUACGUCAGUGAUGUCGAAGAGAGCGAUGACGACCUUGGAGAUCUUGAGGACUGGAUGGCCAGCGAAGAUGACGACGAUGACGAAGACGACGAAUCCGAGGAGGACAGCGAGGAAGAGACGGGCAAGGUGGGCAAGGCGAAGGCUGGCGACAAGCGCAAGAAGGCGGCCAAGAAGGUCCUGAAGGGCAGGAAGAAGACCAAGGAGCAAGAACUGGAAGAGGAAACGGGCAGAGAGAAGCUGCUCGCGUUCUAA
This is a messenger RNA of Diaporthe amygdali, 987 nucleotides long. RefSeq names its product ribosomal large subunit biogenesis protein MAK16. The record is from RefSeq and is a predicted model, not a curated record. The coding region runs from base 1 to 987 and encodes 328 amino acids. The transcript is spliced from 3 exons. Gene Ontology annotation, biological process: maturation of 5.8S rRNA; maturation of LSU-rRNA. Gene Ontology annotation, cellular component: preribosome, large subunit precursor; nucleolus. NCBI's taxonomy places the organism in Eukaryota, Fungi, Ascomycota, Sordariomycetes, Diaporthales, Diaporthaceae.